Molecule: messenger RNA, 4686 nt
Organism: Symphalangus syndactylus (siamang)
Lineage: Eukaryota; Metazoa; Chordata; Mammalia; Primates; Hylobatidae
Gene: MEIOC
Product: meiosis specific with coiled-coil domain
Biological process (GO): female meiosis I; male meiosis I; meiotic cell cycle
Cellular component (GO): nucleus; cytoplasm
Source: RefSeq, a predicted model, not a curated record
GCCGAGUCGCGAGCCCCAGGCAGGCCAGGUAACGGCCUCUGCCCCCGCCCCUCCCUCCCCGCUCCGGCUCCCCCUACCCGCACACUGGCUCCAGGCAGCGCCCGGGCAGCGGAGGCGGCUGCGGAGACGGCGGGGUGCGGGCUGAGGGAGCCGGGCCUGGACGCCCCCCCACCCCCGUACCCCAGGAGCUGUGCCUAGUCCAGGAGAGGCUGGGGGGGCCCCAUGGAGGUGAGACGCGGAGACACCCGCCCGCGCCGUCACCCCUCAGGCCUGAGGGAGGAAGGACUUGAGCCCAAAGUCGCGUUCCCCGGAGGUGCGAAUCGCUGCUGGAACCUCGGCGCCGACGCCGGCGGCAGGUUAACCGAUGUCUUCGGCAGCGUGAUGUUGACUGGCUCCGCUUCCUUCUACGAUUGCUACAAAUCGCAGAGUGAAGACAAUGUAGACCUAAGGCAGACCUAUACUCCGUUUUCUUCAACAGAAUAUUCAAGUUCUGUAGAUUCUUCACUUUUCUGUGCACCAUGGUCUACUUAUGGAGAUGAUAUUAAACAACCUUCUAAUUCUCAGAUCAAUAUAAAGAACAGGAUUCAAACAGAAAGAAAUGACUAUGGCAGUGAAACAGACUUAUAUGGACUUGUGUCUAACAUUUUGGAAGAACAAGAUAAGUCACAGCCAUAUUUUGCUGAAGGGACCUGCUCCUCCAAUUUAAAGUCAGUUUGGCCAAUGAACACAAGCAGAUUUGCAGAUCACCAUGCCCUCUUAACAGAAACCAAAAGGCCAAUAGAUAUAGCCAUCUCUCAGCAAGCUUUUUAUAGUGGUGAAUCUGUGUCAGCAAUGGAAAAGCAAUACCUGCAUAACAGUAAUCUCACACCACAACAAAAAAUAGAUGAACUUUAUCAUGGAUUUACUGGUUUAGACCUUGAAGAACAAUGGAUGUACCCCUCACGAAGUGAUCAUUCUAACUGUCACAAUAUUCAGACAAAUGAUACAGCUAAGACCACAUUCCAAGAAUAUCCAUUUAUCAAAAACUGUUUUACACCACAAACUGGUCUGUCUGAUAUCAUGAAAGAAUCAGGAGUUGAUAUCUACCCUUAUGGAAGAGACAGAAUAUGUACUAAAGGUCUUGAAGCACCAUUACAGCAAAAAAGGGCAGAGAUGUUUCUUUCUCAAUUUAAUAGAUACAAUGAAAAUAUAGAUUAUUGUAGAUACCCAGAAUAUGUUCAUCCUAAUAAGGCUAAGCUUAAUAAAUGUUCAAAUUUUAGUGUCCAAGAUAGCAAAAAAUUAGCCAAUGGCACACCUGAAACACCAACUGUAGAAGCAGACACCUACACAAAGUUAUUUCAGGUUAAACCAGCGAAUGAGAAAAAAAUGGAGGAGACAAUCCCUGACCAGCAGAAUUUCACAUUUCCAAAAACUAUGCCACAUCUGACAGAGAAACAGUUUGCAAAGGAAGGAGCAUUCACUGCUGAUUUUGGCUUAACAUCAGAAUAUGGACUAAAACCUCACACAGCUUGUUCCACUAAUGAUUUUGCUAACGUCACAGAAAAGCAACAGUUUGCUAAACCUGAUCCCCCAAAUUCUGAGUAUUUUAAAUCAGUGAAUUUAUUAUUAAACUCAGCAAUAUCUUCAGGAGGUAUCAAUUUAAACAGACCAACUUGGAUGAAUGUUCAAACAAAAAAUAACACUCCUAUUCCUUAUCGAAGUCAAGGUAACUUGAUGAAAUUAAACAGUCAUUUAAGUGCAGCUUCAAAAGGUUCUAACCAUUCUUCAGAUUUCCCCCAACUAUCAUCCACAAACUUAACCCCAAAUAGCAAUUUAUUUCAGAAAUAUUGCCAAGAAAACCCUUCAGCAUUUUCUAGUUUUGAUUUUAGUUACAAUGGUGCAGAAAGAAUCCAAUCUGUCAAUCACAUAGAAAGACUAACAAAGCCUGGAGAAGAAAAUCUCUUUGAAUUGGUUACGGAUAAAAAAAUAAAGCAGCCAAAUGGAUUUUGUGAUAACUAUUCAGCUCAGCAGUAUGGGAUAAUUGAAAAUGCAAACAAACAUAAUUUUCAAGCCAAGCCCCAGAGUGGACAUUAUGAUCCUGAGGAAGGUCCAAAGCAUUUAGAUGGCUUAUCACAAAAUACAUACCAAGAUCUACUGGAGUCACAGGGUCAUUCUAACAGCCACAGAACGAGAGGUGGAGACAAUAUUAAUAGCCGUGUGAAUCGCACACAAGCGUCAUGCUUUUCUAAUAAUUAUAUGAUGGGAGAUUUAAGGCAUAACCAGGGUUUUCAACAACUUGGUUCAAAUGGGUUUCCUCUAAGAUCCACCCACCCAUUUGGCCAUUCAGUUGUUCCACUGUUGGAUUCCUAUGACUUAUUUUCUUAUGAUGACUUAAGCCGUUUGUACCCUUAUUUUAAUGAUAUGAUGUAUGGUGAUAAUUCUUUUUCUGGUCUCAUGCCAACUUUUGGAUUUCAAAGACCAAUUAAAACCCGUAGUGGACCAGCCAGUGAACUUCAUAUUCGUCUAGAAGAGUGCUAUGAACAAUGGAGAGCAUUAGAAAAAGAGAGAAAAAAGACUGAAUUAGCCCUUGCCGAGAAUUAUCCUGGAAAAAAAGUAUCCAGUACUAACAACACUCCAAUUCCAAGGCUGACUUCCAACCCAUCUAGAGUUGAUCGCUUAAUUGUGGAUGAACUUCGAGAACUAGCCAGAGUUGUGACUUUACUAGGCAAAAUGGAACGUCUUCGGAGUUCUCUUCUUCAUGCCAGUAUCUCUACUGCUCUUGAUAGACACUUGGAGUCUAUUCACAUUGUACAGUCACGUAGAAAGGAUGAAAUUGUUAAUGCUUCCAAUCGGCAAAGGCAAGGAGUUCCUAGAUGCCAAGAUGACAGAGAUGUUUUUGCCCUUGCUUCAGCAAUUAAAGAGAUGUGUGUGGCUACUCGGAAAACACGCACUGCCCUGUGGUGUGAACUGCAGAUGACCUUGCCAAAAACAGCCAGUACAGCUCAUGUGGUAAAGGCUUUACAAGAUACAGUAAACUGUGAAGAUAAAGUCCAUGAAAGCAUAAAUAGUAGCAAUCCAAUGAACCAGAAAGGUGAAACAAACAAACAUUAAGGAAAUGCCAGCAGAAAGAAGAAUAAAAAGCUGAUAAACAUAUCAAGACAUGCUAAAAAUUUUUUAAUGAACUUGUCAAACUUUCAGUGUUUUCUUUCAGAUUUAAAGUUAAUACCAAUACCUUAAUGAAGUCUAACUUCUAUUUAAAAAUCUUCUAUUUGAAGUGAAUCCGAUAUAGUUUUAAGUAAACACAAAGGUACAGUUGACUACUCAGAGUUCUGAGUAGUCAGAUAACAAGUUUAAGUAAAUUAAAUAUUUCCUAACAGCUAAAAUAUGCUUAAACCCAUUCUGCCAUGCAGGUAAAUGCAAAUGUGAAAUUCUUCUAGGAGAUAAGUUUCGUUUAGGUCUGUCUUAGUUAAGUAUAAUUCCAAAUAAUGAAUCUAAGUGACUGUAACCCAAUUACGGCUACAGCCUAGUAACCAAGACAAGUUUUGAUUGUGAUAUAAAAGUGUUUUCCUUACAAAACUGGAUACCUGGGAAACAAAGGAAAAUAUGGAUAAACCCAAUAUUCAUGUAAAAAUUUAAUAUUUAAAAUACUACCAUAUUUAUAAAUUUGAAAUCUUAAUGCCUAAGUAUAUGGAGGGAAAUGCAUCUGAUUCUCCUAAAUUAAUGAUAAAAGUGCCAGUGUAAAAACCAUGCAAGUUACUGAAUAUAAAACCUAUUCAGAUCAUUUGUGUAUAUUCUUUAAAUUUUAAUUAUAUUAUCAAUUAUUAAAUGUUUCCAAUUUUAAAGUUAUUUAAAUUAAAUCACAAAACAUUCCCUUUAUCUGGAUCUUUUAGACUUGAUACACAGUAACUGAAAUAAUGACUACUGUUUUAAUACCCUUAGUUUGCUGCCUUUUAUGAGGGUAUCACGAAGUUCUAAAAUGUAUUUUUUUAAAGGUUAAUCUCUAACUAGUUUAGCUUGCAAUUGGUUAGUGUAUAUUUUGUGUAGUUGUGUUCAUUAGUUUGCUUCUAAGUUCUAAAAUGUAUUUUUUUAAAGGUUCAUCUCUAACUAGUUUAGCUUGCAAUUGGUUAGCGUAUAUUUUGCGUAGUUGUGUUCAUUAGUUUGCUUCUGUAUUUUUUUAAAACUAUUGAAAGCUAAGCUUUUUCUGUUUCUCACCACUUAGUAUCUUUGUAUGGAACUUGAGUAAUUUAUUCGUUAAUAUGAAAUGUUGGUAUUAUGUGACUCAGAAGAUCUUGGGUUUUAACAUUUCUAGCAUGAGUUAAACUAUAAUGUACUGAUGAAAUUUAAUUGAAAUAUCCUUGACUAGAAACACUGAUGUUUUAAAUGUUAGUGUUUUUCUUAGUUUUAGAAAUUCUGGUAUUAAAAAAAAAGAGUGUAAUCAUACCACAUAAAUUUUCUUUAGAUGAUGUACAGAAGAAACUGAUUGAGAAUGCAAGAGUAACUGUAGGGAGAAACAUUUUGAUCACUGAUAUAUGCCUUAGAACUACCCAAAUGAAUUACAUUGAGGGUAGUCAAAUAAAAUAGAUCAUCUCACCACAGUCACUGCAUAGAAAGUGGUUAAGUUUAACAUAAGACGUGUUGGAUGUUAUAAAAACAAAUACUGUACUGAAUUUAGUCUCAGGAAAAAAAUAAAUUACUUCGUUGAAAACA